Molecule: messenger RNA, 360 nt
Organism: Guillardia theta CCMP2712
Lineage: Eukaryota; Cryptophyceae; Pyrenomonadales; Geminigeraceae
Exons: 2
Biological process (GO): regulation of transcription by RNA polymerase II
Source: RefSeq, a predicted model, not a curated record
CUCGUCGUACACCAGGGUUGCUUUGGCAUACGACCGUAUCCUGGAGACGACCCUUGGUAUUGUGAUUUAUGCGGUAUGAUGCAUCCUUGUCUUGCAUACAUUCUUGACGGCGGAGCUUUGAAACCAACCUUUGAUGGCAAAUUUUUUGCACAUCUGUCUUGCGUGAUAUGGAUACCAGAAGCUCACGUAGUGAAUACUUCCACAAUGAGUCCUGUCGAAAUCAGACAUAUCCCCAAGGAGAGGCUGAAGCUCAAAUGCCAAAUUUGUAAACAGAAAGAUGCUCCUUUUGACGCUCCUGUGCAAUGUUACGAAAGCUCAUGCUCUCGUAAUUUUCACGUGGGUUGUGCACGAGCAAGUGGU